Sphaeroforma arctica JP610 is the source of this 2829-nucleotide messenger RNA. RefSeq lists its product as hypothetical. Gene Ontology annotation, cellular component: plasma membrane. Gene Ontology annotation, molecular function: oxidoreductase activity. The record is from RefSeq and is a predicted model, not a curated record. NCBI's taxonomy places the organism in Eukaryota, Ichthyosporea, Ichthyophonida. The annotation marks the transcript as partial. The transcript has 8 exons.
GCGGAGGCUCUACGAGGUCUUCUACGUCAGCCAUAUUGUCUUUGCCACAGCCUUCUACGUGGGUAUAGUAUAUCAUAAGGACGAGUGCUUCAAUUACAUCGCAGUGGGUCUGUUCCUAUACCUAGCUGACCGUAUCCGUCGCUGGCUGCGUAGUCGUGUGUUGUGUCACAUCACUGAAGUGCGUGCUACGCCCGGUAGUGAUGCUGUGCGCGUAUUCAUCGUUGCCGACUCCUUACCACACCACGGCCCCGGCGAGUACGCCUAUGUGCACCUCCCCACCGUCAGUCGGGUGCAAUGGCACCCGUUGUCCCUGACCUCGGGCCCUGGAAAACUGGACUAUGGUUCCGGUACGAAGAUCGGGCAAACAACUGGGUCCAUAGAGUUCUGUGCGCGAAUGUCCUUGACCCGAACUCCGCGCAACAGGUUCGAGGUGCAGGAGGAAGGGGCUGUCAAACAACACGAUGAGUCAUGCUGGUCCAGUGGGAUGACUCGGCUGCUACAGGGCUCGCCAGUGUAUGUUGAUGGACCGUACGGACACCUCGGUAUACCGUUGAAAAGAUGUAAUCGGCUGGUUCUCAUUGGCGGGGGCGUGGGGAUUACUCCGCUGAUCACAUUUGUGCGUCAUUUUGUCUAUUGCAAACGUGCUGGAGAGAUAUUUGCCCCACACACGGGUAUCGCACAAAGCCCAGAACGCACCAGUUUGUCCGCAGAAGGACCGGUUAAGGCCCAACUGGACGACCCAGAUAGUGAGAGCGACGAGGAAGCCGAAGGUGAUGGCUUUGACUUCUUACCGCAGCACGACAAUGAUAGUGGCCGAAGUUCGGUAUUGGGUGCGGCGGCUUGCGUGGGCGCUUCAGAAUGUAGUGUGCGGAACAUACAGAUUAUGAUAUAUAGGGAUUCUGGUCCAACUCAAUCUUGCUUGAUGUUCGGUACUUCCAAAGGCUGUGGAUCUACUGUGGGUUGUGCGCGAGAGGGAAUGUUUGGACUGGUUCCAGGACGAUCUGAAAGAAAUGGUGCAAGAUUCACGAGCAUCUGCCUCCCGUGAGGAGAAAACAGUCACUCGCGAUGCGGAACUGUAUUCCAGGAAGCUGUCGGUCAACCUAUACGUGACAGGUGAUCACGAACACUCCGACCAGAGCAACAAUGAGGAUGGCUUGUCUGAAGCGGGAUUCAAUAUACACAGUGAACGGCCCUCGAUCAGGGCCGAACUCCAGAAAAUCGCUGCGGACGAGAUCAACAACGGUAUAGGGUCUCUGACUACGAGCAUAGUGGGGCUGGUGGUGUGUGGGCCAAUGAGCAUGGUCGACGAAGUGCGACAAGUAGCGCUAUCGCACAGGUGGGAAGGCGGGCGUGUGGUGUUCUUGGUACACCAGGAGUCGUUCCUACUAUAAACCCUAACCCCGUGGCUUAGGCGUGUGCUGUGUGCUGUGUAUAGGUUAGGCUGGCUGCUAUGGUUCUGUAGGAUGUCAACACGUCGAUUCGCUUGUGAAAGCGGUUCGGAGAGGCGUGAGAUGGAUGUCUCUACACCCACAUCCUGCGUAUGACUCAUCUGAAAGCUCGAACCUCGUGGGUAUGAAUGAGCACUAGACUGUGUAGUGUAGACAUGGUAUGUUUCAGGAGGAGCUAUAUUAAUUCAUCUGGAUUUGGUGUGGCUGGUCAAGGAGUUAGAUAGCUGCUAUCACUAUGGUUAUGAAUCUUGGCCGUGAUUCACAAAAGAGCUAGAACAUCGAAGCAGAGGAGAGGACGUGCUGCUCUUCGACACACGCGUGUUUCAAUUAGCGGAUAUAGUUUCUAUAUUCAUUUUAAUUUUAGUCUUGCAGAGAGCGUUAGAAUACGUCCUGCAAUUGGCUAUUGGUGGAAGCCCUUUCUAUCAUUGCAUCUAAUUAGUCAGCGCUGUGGUAGAUUACCCCAUAGCGACACCAGUGCAAUCACUUACAUCUUCAACACAAAGGUGAGUGUGUCUUCGUGAGGUUACGGUUCGUCCAGACUCGAAUGCAACACGCUCCCCAUACAAGCAUAUUGCUAUGCUUCGUGUUACUGAGAAAUCGCCCCAAACCGGUUCUAGCUAGUAAAAGCAGGUCAGGGAUAUCUCAGACCCGAGAUUCAGUACCCCGUCAACCCAAGUUUAGAGUCAUAAGCACUAGGACUCAACGGUCUAAGAAGGGUACUCUGUGGGCAGUGACCAGCAACACGAAUGUACUCAGUGCAAUGUAACCCCUUGUUUCACUUGAACGAGUUAAGUAUAUGUUUGUAUUAAUUUAGUCACCGUGGUAUGGCGAAACGUAUAAAUCAAUGAACUUCCAGUUUUUGCCUCACACAUAGAUGACAAAUACUUUCUCGUCUGAAUUUCGAUGCACAUAACGAAUGAAGCCAAGAUAUAGAUACAAUUUUAAGGCCUCAGAUUGUUGACUUGCCAUUUGAUUAGAAUGAAGGAGUGGCUUUUCCUAAGGCCGUAUGCGCUGUAGUAUCUGUAGAACGACAUGCUUUAUACACAAUGCGGCACAUUAGCCAUGGGCUCAAUGACAUAUUACACCUUAGCAUGCUGAGAAGUAUUCACGGAUUAUAUCGGUAUUUAGAGUGAUAUGUGAUGGCCAACAAAACAGUAUCAAGAUGUGUCGUUCCUGACGAUCUCGUGCCUACUGUUUGUAAAGGACACGACUUCCGAUUAAUAUACGAUACAUAGUCGAACAGAAAUUCGACAUAUAAAUAUAUAUUUAUACCAGUCUGGCUUAAGUUUGGCACUUUAAAUUAGGUCAUACACAUCGUUUAACUAAAAACGCAGCCACAAUUGCUCCGCACGAAUUCUAUGCUAAACUGGCAGUCAUGUCC